AUGAUUAAAUCCGCCACCUUUGAGCCUGUGGUCGCGCGCAUGCCCAGUAGCAGUAGUUGCGCGAGGGAGUUGUGCAUGAAACUCCCAUGCGUGGGAUUUUUGCCCUCGUCUGGCAUCACUGAGGUCAAAGACCAAGGAACGGGAAAUGGAAUAAUCCCCGAUAAUACGACAGCUGAUGUGCAAGUGCUCGACCGUUUUGGCUGCUGGUCGACGUUUUCGGGGGCGGAGACAAAAUCAGCUAUGGUGGAUUGCGUGCUUCACGAUCGAGCGAGAGUUCAACAUGUAACGGGCUGCGGGCGGGGGGUUGAGUUGCUGGGGAUCAGUUAUCCAGCGGCGGGUAAAUUGCGUGUGGCUGGUGAGGAUGAUACAUGUGAAUCAGGAAGAAAACAAAUUUGUGUACGCUGGCAUACUGAUCCUAAAAACAUCAUUUCUUCACGUUUCUAUACGUUCUGUACCAUUUGCAAUCAAUAUGAGAGAACAAUAAUGCGACUACAGCAAAUGUGCGGUCCACUCCUACCUGUUAAGUUAAAAGCAAAGAGAAGUAGGCAGCCUGAAGCUUAUUCAACUGAAACGAUAUCACCAUUUCUUUAUGCGCAAUUAGUCAUUCUUCGUCCAUUUUUACGGAUUGCGCUCGUAGCAUACUGUGGAAUGGAUCCCUUCCAAUUCAAUUCCAAGAAUAAAAAAUUAGAUAUUUGCUAUGGGAACAGUCAACUAAUAUUUGCAGUUUCUACACUAUUUUUUCUUUUCCACAGAUCGCAUCUGUGGAACCGCACUACGGUGGACAAAUAUGAUUUCACCUCGUGUAUCUGGUUCACCUAUGGAGCACUUCUGAAGCAAGGAUCUUCGAUAACUCCAGUGCAUACCUCAACACGAUUUGUCUUCGCUACAUGGUGGAUUUUCAUCACGAUUCUAACGUCCUUCUACACUGCCAACUUGACAGCUUUCUUAACUUUAUCCCGAUUUACUCUACCUUAUAAAUCAGUAGAAGACAUAAUAAGGAAGAGGGUGCCGUGGUUUUUUGAAAUUGAUCGGACAAUCGAUAAUAUCCUCGAUACGGGUUACAGCGAUCUCAUAGGCGAUCUAGCGGAGUCACCAUAUAGAAAAGAGGUCCGCAACAAAAAGGUUACAACAUCUCUCCGUGGUAAUUCACUAUUUCUUGGUGAAAGAGAUAUAAUCGAGAAGACCAUAUUCGACGAUUAUACGCAAAGGACUACCAAUAAUAUCGAACAAUCGAAACGAUGUCCGUAUGUCACAGUACCGAAGACUUUGUAUAAUAUUCCUCGAGGCUUCAUUCAUCGAAGUGAUUCGAGAAUUCAAGGCAUCUUCGAUGAACAACUACAAAUUCUGAUAGAAGUCGGCAUAAUCAAGUAUUUGGAGAGGAGAAAUCUUCCAAAGGUGGAGUAUUGUCCCCUCAAUCUCAAAAGUACCGAGCGGCAGUUGAAAAAUUCAGACUUGACAUUGACAUACAAAGUGAUCGGGGCGGGAUUCAUAUCUGCAUGCAUCACCUUCAUUUAUGAAAUUAGUAAGCGUCGAAAAAAUACAUUCUGUCUUCGCCAUGGGGACAAGGGUACCUGCUGUUCGCCAAGCAUGGAAAAUUCAGAUAUUCCAGUACGUCUUUCACCAGUGUUGUUACAAAAUCUCCCCAAUCGUGUGAAACAAGACACAAGUGCCAUCCGCCACGCUAUUAUUCACAAGUGUACCAACGAUUCGUAUGACAGCUAUAAUCAUCGAGAAUUAAAUAUCGGAAAGAUUUCUCCAAUGUACGAAAGUAUUUACGGAGACACAGCAUCUGCGAGGAAAGCGUAUAUCAAUGGGAGAGAUUACUGGGUGAUUACAGUGCCUAAAGGAGAUAGACGGCUCAUUCCGAUCAGAACGCCUUCAGCGCUACUGUUUCAGUAUACGACCUGAAUGUAUUCAUGUGGAAUUUUCUUAUGAUUCAGGAAUUACUUUUAAAGCUCAAACAUACAGUGAACUCUAGGGGACAAUGAAAGUCUAACAAUUUGCAUGAUAACCCAUGUUUUACGCAACUGUAUUGUAAUAUGGAAGGGUAAAUUAAUACAGGAUGAAGUGGUGGAUUGUAAGAAGUCAAUUUAACACGGCAGGAAAUUUGAAGUAAAAACUUCUAUGUUAGCACUGCAGUGGAGCUCCGUGAAGUGGGCACCCGACCUUCAUGUAUUUCAAUACAAAUCGAGUAUUAAAUAGGUUUCACGGUACAUAGAACAGCAGUGAUUUUUUCCAUUGUAGUCGAGAAAUAUGCCGGAAUUCAUUUUUUAAUGACAGUUAAGAAGUAGUUGAUAGUUACAGCUCAAAUGGCAUCGGCUUCGUAUCUACGAUUGUGUGCAGUUGAUCGAGGGGCUAUUCAGUCAAAAAUUCGAUGACACAGUGAUUGCUGAUUUCAUCUGAUUUCGAGAUGAUUUCAAUGAUUUCUUGAAAUCGUUGAUUUCAUGUGAUUGCCAGGGAUUUUUUUUCCGGUGAUUUCACGAUUUCAAAUGAUUUCAUAUCAUUUCAAGUCUUUAAUGCGAAUGGGGCAGCAAGGGCGGUGAGGGCUGGUAGGGGAGAUAAGUUGGAUUCAAUUAGAUCUCCGGAUAAAAUACUAGCACUAGCAGCAGUUAUAUCCCAGUCAUGUAAUGACAAAUACAAGGAGGAAUACGGCAAUCUUUUUCAAUAAAUCAUUUAUUCAACAUAGGAAAACAAAGUAUAUCUCUGACAUACUGAACUGAAUUAAACUAAAUGAAAUAAAAUCUUCACGUCUCAGUAAAGGACAAACAAUUUAGAACUAAAAAUAUUUGACAACGUCUUUAUAUAUUUUCUCAUCAACUCGGAGACCAUCUUUGGAAAUGACUGGAGAGGAAAUUGUUUGACGGUAUUGACUAAUAUUUAUAGAGCCAUGAGUAGUCAUUGGCUGCAUUUAAAAAAUCUUUGUUUCUUUAAAAUAUACCAGGUACAAAGUACACCUAUUUCUUUAACAUUACCCUGUACACGAGCAUAUGAUCCUGAGAACUCUCGAGAUGUUAUUGUUCUCCCAUACGAAUAAACAAAACUCAACACCAAUCCUAAUAAACAAGUUUUAUAAUUCACUGAUUUCAUGUGAUUUCAUUUGCAGUCAUCUGAAAUCGAUGAAAUCCCAGAAUUUCUCUGAUUGCAAUUAACUUCGACCGAUUUCAUGAGAUUACAUGUGAUUUCGAACAUGAUUUCAGCCCGAAGUUACACAGUGAUUUCACGAACGAAUAGCCCUUCGCAGUUGAUUGUAGAUUCAAAAUUUUUCGAGCCCAAUGAAAAAAGGGCCCAUAAUCAAGCUUUUAACGUUAUGGGUGGAUCAAUUGAGCUUAAAAACCUGAAAGAAGAUUGAAUGAUCGAAGGAACUCAUGUGGAGUUAUUUGUAGUAUAAGAAUUCUGAACAUAAGUAUUGAUAUAAGUUACGCAUCGUAGGAGCCAUACGCCAUGAAAGUCAGACGUGAUAUGGGUUAUGCGUUAUACGAGUCAACCGCCAAAUGGAUCAAAUAUCAUGGGAGUCAUUCAUUUCAUCUUUUGUACUUGAGAUGUAACCCAUUGCUAAUCGACAAAAAGAGGCUAGAAAUCCUCAACACGCAGGAGAUGAAACCACGAAAAUUCAAUGACGUGAACAAUCGUUUAACACUAAAUUUUCUUCAGAACCUCAAACCUCCGGCCACCGCCCCAUAAAGUCAACCCCUAAUACAAGAUAAUAAAAACUUGCAUAGGUACCGAUUAAAAUCAGUCGUGGAAAAACUGAGGUACCAUGCGUUCUUUAAUUGUCUCAUAACACAGUUUGUCGCGCAGAUCGGGUGGAUAUAAAAUUUCGGUAUUGUUCCCAACAAAAUUCAACGACCUGCAUUUCGAGGCUAGUCUGUCGAGUCCUAACGAUUGCAAGGGUGUGGGAAAUCCUGCCCCACAAAGAGUCUCUCCUUUUCCCCGCGGUGGCCCGUCCGUCGUAUAACCCCCCAAUCACGAAAUUAUCGGUGAACACUUUCCGAAUUGGAUUACGUGGUGAGAAUUAGUCCAAUUGUCGCCCGUGACCCCUCAUCUCUCACCUAACCGUUGGAUCUGAUCGGACUAACUCAACGUUCUGUUUGCUCCUACCGGAUCCGCUCGCGUCAGUCUCAUAUUGCCCUAUCCUUCGUAUAGUGCGACGCAAAAUGUUAAAUGUGACCGCUCUGUUUGUUAUUGUUUAUCGUCUGAUCAUUUGUUGACCAUUUUUAUAAUAAAAAAGGUAACUCGUAGUGAAAAACACGUGCUGUGCGUUCUACGGAAUGCUUUGACCCCCUUCAUUCCACCGCCCUCACAUCCCGACAAGCAGAUCGCUCUACUUACACAAGGGCAAAGGCAAAAAUUGGGGGUUAACCCAUAGGGGGUAGUGGCAAAAUAAAAUACUUCAUUUGCGAUCAUCAAAUAAUUAACCUUAAACAAAAUAUCAGUCGAUCACCAAAAACCAGAGACGCAAAAAAUGAGAACUAGUGAGUGAAAGAGUGAGAGUGAGCGAGAGAGCGAGAGUGAGCGAGAGAGCGAGAGUGAGUGAGUGAGUGAGAGAGAGAGAGAGAGUGUGUGAGUGAGAGAGAGAGUGAGUGAGUAAGAGAGACGCCGAUUGACUCAGUUAUUAACAAAUGGGGCAUACAGCAGUAUCUCCUAUUCCUUGUAGCGAAGAGAAAUAUUAUGACAGUGAAAUAGAGAAUAACAGAAAAAAUUGGAACAUAGAAUGGCGAACGGCGAAAGAAGUCUUCGGAAAGAAAAAUGCAAACUUACCGAAAGGGAUUCAUUUCAUCGGGAAGAGGCAGGGGUGGAUAGCUGAUGACGAGUGUAUUUCGCGAAUGAAUUCAAAGAUUACUCCAUAGAUGACACUUACGAUAUCAUUGACAGUAUGAAGAGUAAUCAAUGGCAGAGCAAAAAUUUUCAAUCGAGUCAUUUCACAUAUAGAAACACUACAAGGGAAAGAAAAUGAAGUGCAACAGGAAAACCGGCAUUUCAGGCAAGAGGAACCAUUUUUUUUUAAUUUAGAAUGAUUCUUUUGAGCAAGCAUGCAUGGCAAAUCGAUGGAAGCAUUCUAAACUUGCUUGAAUUGAAAAAGGGGAGAGCACUGUGAAGGUUAAAGGAUAUAGGUCCAUAAACAUAUUGCGUCACCAUGAAAGAAUAAUUGUUCAGUCGCAUGUCGAGAAUACUCAUUCAGCCGACCGUUGAAGAAUUUUUUUCGUGUUUCUUCCACACUGCUCAGCCUUCUGCCCAUUUGAAGAUCUAUAUAGUAUAUAGUUUAGUAUAUAUAUAUUAUAUAGUUUAGUAUAUGUGUACUAUAUAGUUUGGUAUAGGUUGUGACGUGGUGUUUUGCCCAUCACGUGUCCUCGACCGUUUCGCGGGUUUUGAGACUUCCACUAGACGGGAAGUCACUUUCAGUGGUGAGAGUUCCGGGGAGAGGAGAACGGGGUUCUCAUGGGCUGACUUUAUUGUUGUAUUGGUUGGGGCGAACUGCAAAUGUCCGCGCCACUACACUCCUGCGGGGGAUACCAAGAACCUCGAGAGCAUCAGGGAUUGCAGAGACCCGAGAGGUGUCGUCCAAGGCAAUGAUUCCCUGAGGGAAGGAUGCAGGAUGCGGGGAAAAGGCUCUGGAAAGACCGACCGGAACCAGCUCAGUCGGCAUCACCAGGAGCAAGGGCGCAUGCGUUACGCAUCAAGGACGCAUGCGUUGCGAAUUAGGGCAGCUGGCGCGCAUGUCUAAUCAAUAAGGAUGGGGGACAAUGACGCCACCACCCCCUACCCUCCUAUCAUCGAACGCGUGAUCCACCUGUUUCGUACGGCACGUGUGAAGUACGCAACAGGUGUUACGUACGAGUGAAGCAAAUUGGAACUCCGGGAGAUCUGGUGAGCGUGGGGGCCUUUUAUCAGGGGCAUUUCUAAUUUUAUUUUGGAGUGGUCGAUUAACAUUUAUCGUUGGCAGAUUCCGAGGGCGAUUUAUUUUUUAUAUCUAGGACAUCUGAGUCCCAAAGGACAAUAUGUGGAGCAUUCCCUCAGCGAAUCUCUGGCGGUUUCAAUCAGUGAAAACUCUCGAUGUCUGUCUCUUUCUCCGAGUGGAUAAGUAAGAUGGGUCAAUUAGAUAAUCGAAUUUUGUGAGUUAGAGGAUGAAACUGUGGUAAUUGGCUAAGUGAAUUGUUGCAUACCAAUCGUUCAUUAAUAAUAUUACCACAACAAAAUAAUUAUAUUUAUUGAUGUCAACGUUGAAUGGGAAAAAUGGACACUUCGCGAUGAAAAUAUGGGAAAUUGUUCGUUGAAACGUUAUUUCUAAAUCACCACCUCGAGGGAAUUCCCCAAGUAAAACAUCUGCUGAACACUCAAAACCUUUAACAUUAUCUCGGAACCAGUCCCACCAAUUAUGUCAUAAACAGGGUAAAAUUCAUUUUCAAAAAUCCUUCAGGCACUUCUAUAAAUCAAGAUAAAUCGUUCCCUAUAAAAAAAAAGGGUUUCUACCAAAAUUUCCCUCGUUCCGCUUAUUUUACAGCUUGAUCCUUUGCAACCGGUCAGCAAUCUCCUCACAAGCCUCGGGACCGCAACGGGACCUGGGAAUUCCCCUUAUUAAAAACCCAAAGGUUGAAGAGCAAAAAUUCUUCUCCUUACAUGCAGACCCUCCUACAGAAACCUCCCACCAAUCAGAAAUACAAUUUUCAUCCCUUCUUAAAAUUUAGGAAACUAGUUACCCCUCUCGGGAAGUAAUUGAGGAGGGAGUGUAGGGAAAAAGAAGACAGUACCAAGUAGGCAAACAAUCGAACCACAUCGCGAGUGUCCAAGUUCUUCCCAAGACUUCAUUUUGAGAUUAGAUUCGAUGAUCAGAGUUGGUCCCAUUAGAAAAACCUAGUUCUCUUUAUAAACCCAUAAUAACAGUGCAAAUGUGAAAAGUUCAAACUUGUGAUGAAAUGAAAAGUGAAAUCAAACCAUAAGUGCAUUUUUAUUCUUUGUUCAACCACCCGUGACAACUGUCAGUAAGAUAAAAUCAAAAAUAAACAAAUAAAUACCAAAAAAACUCAAACAAAAGGAAUUCAGAAAAAUAAAAGUUUAGUCAUUAAUUCUUUCGAGUGAAAUUAAUUUAUCAACUCGAAAGUGUCACAAUCAUUUUCUCGAUUGCUGGCACAUGAACUGUGUGAUGUACAUGAUGAACUCUAGAAUCUCUCGCCAUUGAAUUUCGGUUCAGGAAUGUGAAGGUCGCGUGACCCUAACCGUGUUUGGGUCGGAUUCUCGUCUCUGUCGCGUAUUUCUUUUGUUUGGGCAUCACAGAGACUUACCGAUUUUAUUAUUAUUGCGAGUCGUUGAAUUAUUUGAAGAGUUUGGCUACGGUCGUUGUGAUCAACCGUCUGUUUAUAUUUCGACUAACGACAAGUGGGUUGACUAGCUCACUUAUUCCGAUUUACAUGUCGUGUCCAGUUCAUAAUCAUAACUCCAGGCUAGCGACUCAGGUGUGCAAUCAUUUGUUAACUGACUGCGUUGACUCUCUGUCGGAAUGAUUUAUUUUAUUUUUUGUGUUAUUGUGAUUAGACUUCAGAAUUAACUUAAUAACUUGUAACUCGACGACAAUGACUUGAAUCACAUUCCGGUGUGUCAUUAAUCACGCAGACUCAAGUUACGGGGAUUUUCUAUUUGGAUCAAAUCAUGUUUAAUUGUAUCGAGACCGCAUCUUGACGUUAAUUAAACAUCGUUCUCCCCGACAAUUUUUUAGUUUGUUUUACAUUUAAUUUUUUUUGAGACAUCCCAGUUUUCAUCCCCUUUCAGCUUCGGCUUUAUUUCAAUCUCUACGUACCGAGCAGCGGGGAAUUCGAAGCCGCAAAGCGAGGAUUUUCGGAACGGUGGUCAUUCCGUUAAAUGACCUUGCGCCUAACAUACAGUUUUGGAUAUUCGAUUUUGGGGUGUGGUGGUGCCAGAGGGGUGGCUAACGGACGGAGGGUUUCGUGAACUUCUCGAAAUUACGUCACAAUAUCUACUAUAGUAUAUAUAUAGUAUAUAUUGUGACCUUUCUCCUAAUAUUAAAGAAUAAUUAGAGGGCAGGUCAUUAGGUAAAAAAGGGACAAAGGCAGAUUAUGAAGAAAGAGUUCAUUAAAUGAAUUAUUAAUGGAUUGAGACAAUUAACUAGUCACGCCUUUGCAUAUUAUCUAGGCUUGCGAUAAGGCAGAUCACUUGUCGGACCACUCUAUACAAAAGGUAAGGGGGGAAGGCUCUAGUAUUUAUAUAAAAGAGGUAGAAUUUGGCGAUCCAAUGAUUAUAAAUACUAUAAAUGGAAUAAGAAUUACAGGGUGGUCACCGUUGGAGGGGAGGUUUAUUGUAAUAAUGGCGGAGAAGAUGUCUGCUGGGGCAAGAGGGAAGGGACGGAAAC
This is a messenger RNA of Diachasmimorpha longicaudata, 8359 nucleotides long. RefSeq lists its product as uncharacterized. The record is from RefSeq and is a predicted model, not a curated record. NCBI's taxonomy places the organism in Eukaryota, Metazoa, Arthropoda, Insecta, Hymenoptera, Braconidae. Gene Ontology annotation, cellular component: membrane. Gene Ontology annotation, molecular function: ligand-gated monoatomic ion channel activity. The transcript is spliced from 8 exons. The coding region runs from base 1 to 1908 and encodes 635 amino acids.